GCCUUAGAUGAUAGUAAGUAACAUUACUCUGUUAGUUUACACAUGCAUCUAUUAGUCGAUUGUUUUGUGCUACAGGAGUAGUCAAAAAUUAAUAACUAUUGUACUUUUUUUCUAUACUGUAGAACAACGUCCUUGGUCAGAAUGGAGACGUACCAAUGCAUCUUGCUUACAACAUACUGAUCAUGACGUCGAGCAAGUACAAGAAUUAUAUUCUAUGUGUGAACAACUGCUUAUGAAUUAUUGCUCCCAUAAGAACCACCAACUUACAAACAGUGCCACUAUCUCGUAUUUAUCUCCUAUGAAUACGCUUGUCGUUACACUAUGGUACUUAAAACGUCAUCAUUCUGAACGUUAUAUUGCUUUAGAAUUGAAUUUAAGUCAACAAGCAGCGAAUUAUUUAUUGUCAACAGUUGUCAAUAUUUUACAUUCGUGUUUACAUCCAGAUUUAAUUUCAAUACCUGCUAAUAUAUCUAGCAGUAGAACACCAUACGAACCUCAAUAAUAUCAUAAACUAAUAGUCGACUCGGUUUUUAUUGCAAUUGCUGAACUUUAUGAUUCAGAACAACGUAAAGCAUAUUAUCAUGCGAAAAGUUCAACAAAUUAUGCAUUGAAAGUGCAAAUAGCUUAUGACUUUCAUUAUCGAAUAGUACACGUAUCCGAAUGUUUUCGUGGAAGUGUAGAUGACAUUACAGUUCUAAGAGAAUCAGGACUAUUAGAACAUGUGAACAAUGCCGUGCAAAUUAUUGCGGAUAAAGGAUAUAUUGGUGAAGAAUACGUAAUUACUCCCAAAAAGAAGCCUCAUGCACGUGAAUUAAUAGAUGAAGAUAAGGAUUUGAAUCAUGACAUUAAUAGCACAAGAGUAGCUAUUGAAAAUAUUAAUCAACGUCUUAAAAUUGAUGUAAUUCUUGGUGGGAUCUACAGAGGAACUAUUGAUGAUUUUCAUAAGGCAACAAAAAUCGAACAAGUCGUUUGCAUUCUAUGUAAUUUGAACUUAAUAAAACAUCCUAUUCGUAGAUAA
Molecule: messenger RNA, 1018 nt
Organism: Rotaria sp. Silwood2
Lineage: Eukaryota; Metazoa; Rotifera; Eurotatoria; Philodinida; Philodinidae
Source: the annotation of a GenBank genome assembly